Messenger RNA from Armigeres subalbatus, 2301 nucleotides. RefSeq names its product zinc finger protein ZFP2-like. Lineage: Eukaryota; Metazoa; Arthropoda; Insecta; Diptera; Culicidae. The transcript has 3 exons. Gene Ontology annotation, cellular component: nucleus. Bases 96 to 1958 code for a protein of 620 amino acids. Gene Ontology annotation, molecular function: zinc ion binding. The record is from RefSeq and is a predicted model, not a curated record.
AAUCGCGUUUUUCGAGGUAAACAUUUUCAGAAGCAAGCGUUUUUUAUGAUUCAAAGUGAAAAAUAUUAUUCAAAUCAAAGUGAAACGUGUAAAGCAUGAAUCCGGAGAACCAUUCGAGCCUGCAGGAUUCAAGCACAUCUGGAAUAUGUCGAGUGUGCAUGCUGAGCGACACGGCGGAGUCGCUGCUCUCCAUCGACGCUGAGUUGGAGCCGGGUGCUCCGAUUGUCGACGUAAUCGGUGAAUUGACCUCCAUCCAGAUACGUCUGAAGGAUGGCCUCCCGGAGGAGAUCUGCCCGGAGUGUGUGGAUGAGCUUAAGCAUUUUAUCGAGUUUAUCAGGAAGGUGCGAAGAUCCGAUCGGAAGUUGCGCCGGAUGUUCAAGGCCAAAGCGGAUAGUUCCGGCGAUAAAAGUGGAGCUUCUGAUGAUCUAAAAGUUAAAGUCGAAAUCGAGAAUUGGAAUUGUAAGGAAGAGCUUAUGGUAGAGGAUGCUACAGAAGAAGUACUGGAGGAAGUGAUUGUGGAAGAAGAAUACCUGGAGAUAGAGGAAGAUACGGUAUGGAAAAUUGAACAAUUCACGGCAGAAGAGCCAAAUCGAAGCGCUGAAAUGGGCGAGGAGAAUUCUGAACUUGAGUUCGUCGGGUUUGAUGAUAUGGAGCCGCAGCCCAAGGUGGUUGUCCCCGAUUUGACGACACGGAAGCAAAAACGAAAGCGGAUCUAUCACAGAUAUAACAGAAAUCCAGAGGACUAUAGCGUUCUGGACGAAAUGGAACAGAAAAUGUUCACGACGUUGGAAUUGGACGAAGGGGAUUUCCUGUGCUGCGCGUGUUACAAAAUUUUUCCAACCGAGGAUGAAUUGAAGGAUCAUUGUGAGGAGCAUAGCAAAAAGUCCAGGUUGAAUAUUAUGAGACCGCAUAUUUGUGAUAUCUGCUUUAAAAGGUACACAACUGCACAGGGUCUGGCGCUGCAUGUUAAGCAAUCGCGGAACGCCAGAAAGGUGUACGAGUGCAUUCGAUGCAAGUCUCGGUUUUUGAAUUCCAAGACACGGCGAGAACAUGCCCACAACCAUCCACAGAAGGAGGUAAUGCAAUCGGUAGUAAUAGCACCGAUAAGAAUUCAACCAAGCCAUCGCAAGGGAAGGAUUUGCUGUGCUCAAGGUUGCAAUGAAUCGUUCCCUACAGAUGAGGAGCUGAUCGAACAUGCUGUUGAGGCACAUCGCUUGAACAGGGUGGCCGCCACACUGCCGGAAUAUCAGAACAGACCGUUUGAGUGUCCGGUUUGCUACAAGAGGUUCUAUGAUCAAACUUCUAUGAUAUCACAUCAGAAACGAAAAUACAAAACACCACUCCGCCAGUGUUCGAUUUGUGGGGCAAAAGUUCAUGGAGCCGUGGCGUUGGCUUCGCACGAGCGAAUGCACACCGGUAUUAAACCGUUCCCGUGCGAUUCCUGUAGCAAAACGUUUGCCAGCACUGCUCUGCUGAAAGCACACUCCCUCGUUCACCGCAAAGACAAACUCUUCAUUUGUCUGGUCUGCGGUAAGGGUUUCAAUCGAAAGGCUACCCUGCAAAAGCACGAACUGAUCCAUUCGAAUUUGUCGGUGUUCGAGUGUGAAGUUUGCGCAAAACCAUUCCGAACUAAACCAAGAUUGGAGCUGCAUAUGAGAACUCACACCGGGUUCAAGCCGUACCAGUGCAGGUAUUGCGACAAGGCCUUUGCAGAUCACAGUAAUCGCCAGCGGCAUGAGAUGGGACAUACUGGAAUUAAGCCGCAUAAGUGUUCACAGUGCGAUAAAACCUUCAUCACGAAGCGUCUGCAGGCGGAACAUGAAAGGUCCAAUCAUUCCAUUGCGACGGUUUAUACCUGCACCACAUGUCCGGAGUGGUUCACCAACAGAGCCUCGCUGAAUGCGCAUAAGGCAAUGCACGAGGAUGAAGAUCAUUCGGCUGUGACCAUGCUAGACUAAUGCGUUCCCGUUUUUAGUAAUGUACAAUUUAAUAAUAGUUGAUAGAAACUAUAAAAAAGCCUUCUACAUAGUUAUAGAAAAAAGAGAAAACAGAAAACCUUAUACAUAUUGCAAAUUUAAUAAGGCCGAUACAAAUAUUUAAAAACAAUGUAUGUCUCCCUCCCUCGGAAACCAGCUGGACAUCAUUUUAAUUAAAUAUUUGUAACGGCUUAAUCAGGAAUGAAUGAACCAAUAUGCUGCCCCAUAUUUGCAUAAGCGUCCCAUGUCAGUUUGUUUUUCAACUUGAGUAAUAUGCCAUUGAAUUUUACAUGGAGAAAUACAAAAAAUUGUAAUGCAUUGAUGA